Messenger RNA from Penicillium diatomitis, 801 nucleotides. RefSeq lists its product as uncharacterized. The record is from RefSeq and is a predicted model, not a curated record. NCBI's taxonomy places the organism in Eukaryota, Fungi, Ascomycota, Eurotiomycetes, Eurotiales, Aspergillaceae. The transcript is spliced from 3 exons. The coding region runs from base 1 to 801 and encodes 266 amino acids.
AUGCAGAUCCUCAUUCAUCCACGAUUACGGACGACACUCCCAAGAGCCCUUCGAAGGGAUUUCCAAGCCCAGGUAUGGGCGCGGCAUAAGUCACAGGCUCUUCGGCCCUCCAGACGUCAUGAAGCCGUGGCUCCUGCGCCCAAAGACCUUACGGCAGCAACAACUUCGCGCACAUCGUCACCCGCGGGCGCAGCCGCAGCCGCUAAACUGAGCGUGCGACGAGGACCCCCUGAGCGCAUCUUGGUGUAUUAUGGAGGAACCGGUCGGUCGAUGUUUCUGGGCAUACUGCGGGUUACAACAAUCCUUCUCUUCGGCGGAGCCUGCUUGAUCGUCGCACCGUCCUGUUAUGACGAUGAGAAUGCGUGGUACAUCACACCAUUAGUUGUCGCCGGUGGCGCAUUGCCCAUGCUCUUCGUCGCCUACACCUCGGCGCCCUACGUCAGCUUCAUUCACCUGGCACUUCCUGCGUUCGCACGAAAGUCGCGUGAAACGGCUCUGCACUUUGCGAAAGAUCUCCCACCGACAACCUCUCUGAUUUUGACAACAACGAGGUUCAACGCCAUUCCUCGUCAGACCGUCGUGCGUUUAGGAGAUUUGAUACCGGAUAAGAGUGCCUUGCGGCCCGUCACAUUUCGUACAUUGAAUCCUGCGCCACGGCCCUGGUGGAUGGGCAAGCCAGUCACGCAAUUCUUCGCCGCUGACAAGAGUCAGCCGGGCAGGCAAUCCACCGCAUUCUACCCGGAAUUGUGGCCUGGCAUUUACAAGCAAAUUCAAAGUCAAGCCAGUAGACCUCGCCGGUGA